AUGGCAACCCAACAUUGGAACCAGGCAACAAUUCAUAUGCAUCAGGCAGAGCAUCACUCUGAUCAAGCCCAUGCGGCACAACAGAAUGGUCACCACCAACUCGCAGAGGAUCAUCGAACUCAAUUCGAUCACCAUAUUACACAGAUGAAUCAUCAUAUCGACCAACACGCACACCAUCUCCACCAGGCCGAAUUGCAUGGUGCGCAGAUUCCCCCUGGUCAUCGUCGGAGCAUAGAUGAGUUGGACUAG
Serendipita indica DSM 11827 is the source of this 249-nucleotide messenger RNA. Lineage: Eukaryota; Fungi; Basidiomycota; Agaricomycetes; Sebacinales; Serendipitaceae. The record is from the annotation of a GenBank genome assembly.